CCGUCGACGAUAAUUAUGCCCCCUUCCAAGACUGUCUUCCUACUUGGGCCUGGCUACGUUGGUCUCAAUAUCAUUGACAAUCUUCUGGCCACAGACUACACCGUAACAACACUUGUACGCAAACCCGAGCUGGGCGCCAAACUCACUUCGCUCGGCGUCCACACGAUCGGAGGAACCCUUGCAGACAGUGAUGUAAUUACGGCUCAAGUCGCAAAACAUGACCUCACUAUCAACACGGCUUCCAGCGACGAUCUUCCGAGCGUCGAGGCCGUUCUAUCAGGUCUCCGACAGCGUGUUAAAGAGGGACUACCCACUAAAUUGAUCCACACAAGCGGUACCGGAACCUUCCUCGACGACGCCAAAGGCGCAUACAAAAGCGAUGUUGUGUAUCGUGAUGACGAUCCAUCUACGAUAAACACUAUCCCGGACACGGCACUCCACCGCAACGUUGACCUUGCCAUUAUCAAGGCCGCGCAAGAGUUCGGCGACAAAGCAAAACUCGUUCUCAUGGUUCCUCCAGUCGUCUACGGAUUCAAUCCAAAACAUGAACGCCUUUCAUUGGCCUUUCCGCGGUUGAUAAACUACGCGUUGAAGCAGGGAUAUUCGGGGCAAGUGGGCAAAGGCGCAAACGUCUGGCACAAAGUACACGUUUGCGAUCUUGCGAGGGCGUACAUGACUCUCAUCGAAUAUCUUGAUUCACCGGCUUCUACUGAAGCAGUCUUGUCAAAUCCAUAUUUCUUCACCGAAGACCAGUGGGGGGAGUUUACGUGGAAUGAGGCAGCCGAACAUGUUGCUCGCAUCUUGCAUAAAAUGGGCAAGAUUCGCGAUACAGAGAUCAAACCUUUCGAGAAAGAACAUUACGCAGAUGCUUUCGGGGAAUUUACUGAAUUUGCAGCUGGGGGGAACUCGAGGGCCAGAGGGGUCAGACUUAGGGAGUUGGGAUGGACGCCUGUCGAAAAAGAUGCGUGGGCCUGCUUGGAGGAAGACGAGAUCCCAUUCAUUAUUGCAUCGCAAAAGUGA
This is a messenger RNA of Periconia digitata, 1020 nucleotides long. NCBI's taxonomy places the organism in Eukaryota, Fungi, Ascomycota, Dothideomycetes, Pleosporales, Periconiaceae. The record is from the annotation of a GenBank genome assembly.